CAAAGCGCGCAUACAUUCUACAUUUAUUUACCCUUGCCUGGCCAACGACCGUUUUUUUCGUGAAUCGAUUUCAAGGAAAGUAAUUUGUUCUUCAAAUAAUAUGGACACAAAGUCCCCUGCAUCACAGCAAAACAAGAAAUCGCGUCUUGACAGCAGAGAAGGAGAACUCAGUUCGAGAGAGUCUCGUGAAAUGAACAAGUCAGGGAACUUUCGAAAGACACAGAAGCGUGACAAUCAUAGGAGAAGGAGAGAAAUACCAGAGAGUCAGUGCAUAUCACUGUUUCCUUCUGUCAAGAGCGACUGUGAUGAAAACAUCCCCGAUGUGGAUACUCCUCAAAACGAAAGAAAUAAAUGGGCUAAAACUACAAGCAGCAAAAAGACGCCUCCCAACAGAUCGCAUCUUGAAAGUCAGGACCUCUCCAAAGAAUUCCCUCCUCUUGGUUCAAGUUAUACUCCUGAGGUGUUAAAGGACUGGGGAAGUAUAGUUGAUGAAGAGGAAGAAGGAAGAAGAAACCCAGAGCAUAAAAGGACAAAUUUAAGAUUCAAAAGAAAACUACUGCUCUCAGAGUCUAAAGAUGAAAACUUAAAACAGUUAAGCCAGAAACAUGUCUUGACUGAUCCACAUAAACUGCAACAAAGACAAAAACAAAUUGACAUUGGGAAGAACACCUUGUCUUAUGGGCAUUACACAUCUGCAGUGCCAAGAGAACAACGCACUAAAGAAGAUCCCAAUACACCAGACAAGUUUCAAGUAUGCAGCACCCGAUCUUGGGUUGGCCAGGUAAAGCUUUGGCGUCGAAAACUUCAUGUCUGGGACCCGCCAUCUGAAGGAUUAGAAGAUUUGUUCUCUUUAACUUCACAGAGUGUUCAGUCGUUCCCUUGUGAGGGCAAGAUGGAAGUGGAUGGUUACAAUGGUGACGCUGAUGAUGACAGGAUGUCAACAUCCACCCCAAGCAGUGUUGAUGAUGUGUUUGGUGAAUUUGAUCUUGAUGCCUGUUUGAUGAACGAUGGCUUCCCACUAUAAUUUUCAAAAUGUACCUAUUCCGUUGUUGAUUUUAAAAAGCUUUUACACUUGAGAUUAUUAAUAUUUAGUGUUAGAAGAAUUUUAAGAUUUGUGCAGAUUUAAAUAGGCAUGGGUCAAACUUUUAUUAAAUUCUGACAACAGUUCAUUUAAAUUUCUCAAAUGAGCUUUUAAAUUAGUUUUAAAAAAAUAUAUUGCAAUGUUUAAACUGUGGCUCACAACUUGACCUUUUUUAGAUAAGUUGAGUAUCAGAUUUUAUUUAUUAACUGCUGUCAACCAUUCACCUUUUACUAUAAAUUUCCACUCAUAUUUUAUUCUGAGUGUUUGUACAAAACUUACCUACCAUGAAGAAAAAGAUGAUGUGCAGAGUAAGCAACAUGAUGUUACUUACUUCAUUUGGUGCAGCACAGUCAGAUAAGUUACUGGUAACCAUUUUCAGAAUUUUGAUUUUACUUCUGUUGUAAAAAUUAAAGACCACUCUUACUUCCUGCUGAAAAGGCAGCACUAGGUAACUUCAAGGGAAUGUAUGUACUGGAAAUAUUGAUGGUAUCCUUUAAAUAAAGAGAUGGACUUGUGACUACAACUA
Messenger RNA from Stylophora pistillata, 1607 nucleotides. RefSeq names its product histone RNA hairpin-binding protein. Gene Ontology annotation, cellular component: cytoplasm; histone pre-mRNA 3'end processing complex. Gene Ontology annotation, molecular function: mRNA binding; histone pre-mRNA stem-loop binding. The record is from RefSeq and is a predicted model, not a curated record. Lineage: Eukaryota; Metazoa; Cnidaria; Anthozoa; Scleractinia; Pocilloporidae. Gene Ontology annotation, biological process: mRNA 3'-end processing by stem-loop binding and cleavage; mRNA transport.